AUGCUUUUCAUAUUCGUACUUUAUUCGACAUCGAAUGCACUCCAGUGGAUACAAUAUUCCAUAAUAUCAAACGUAAUAACAAAAUAUUAUAACGUGACGUCAUAUUGGGUCGAUUGGACGUCCAUGAUUUACAUGAUCACGUACAUUCCAUUAAUAUUUCCAGCAUCUUGGGUUUUAAGUAAAUACGGGUUAAGAACGGCUUGUAUAAUAGGAGCUACUGGAAAUUGUUUAGGUGCCUGGAUAAAAGUAGCUUCCGCGGAUCCCGGUAUGUUUAAUGUUACUUUCAUCGGACAAACGAUUGUUGCUGUUUCUCAGGUUUUUGUUUUGAGCGUUCCGGCACGUUUGGCUGCUGUUUGGUUUGGUGCCGAUGAAGUGUCCAGCGCGUGUUCGAUUGGAGUUUUUGGCAAUCAGCUUGGCAUCGCACUCGGUUUUUUAUUUCCACCAAUGAUUGUGAGAGAUCACGAAGAUGUCGAUUUAAUAACGAGAGAUUUAAAAUUUUUAUAUUAUUCAAUUGCCGUUUUCACGAGUUUUGUGUUCAUAUUAAUUCUCGCCGCAUUCCAAAGUGCUCCAUCGCUUCCUCCGAGUAGAGCACAAGCUUCCAGACUGGAGGACGAAAGUUCAUUUUCAUCAUCGAUGCAAAAAUUAUUUUUCAAUCGUGGUUACAUGCUCCUUUUAAUUUCAUACGGAAUAAUGGUCGGAGUUUUUUAUGCCAUAUCAACACUUUUAAAUCAAAUAAUUCUCCAGUUUUUUCCGGGACACGAAUUAGAUGCUGGAAGAAUCGGUUUGACGAUUGUUGUUGCUGGAAUGUUAGGUUCAGUUCUAUGCGGAUUUAUACUCGAUAAAACGCAUCAUUUUAAGUACGUAACUCUUGGCAUUUAUUGUUUGUCUUUUCUCGGAAUGUUGUCCUUCAUGUUCACCAUCGAUUUGGGAAGUAUCGUGUUGGUGUAUGUGGUGAGCGGUGGCCUCGGUUUUUUCAUGACCGGUUAUCUUCCUGUCGGUUUUGAAUUUGCCGCCGAAUUGACAUAUCCGGAACCGGAAGGUACGUCUGCAGGUUUGCUCAACGCAUCAUCUCAAGUAUUUGGAAUAAUAUUCACGAUAUUUUAUGCUCAUCUUUACAAAGAUUACGGACAAAGAAUUUCUGAUGGCGUCAUGAGCGCAUGUUUAGCAUUGGGAUUCAUAAUGACUUUAAUGAUACGUGAAAAUCUUAAAAGACAAAAAGCUCGUUUGAAAACUACAACGGCAGCAACAAAAAAUAUCAAAACGUAA
Messenger RNA from Pediculus humanus corporis (human body louse), 1266 nucleotides. RefSeq lists its product as uncharacterized. Bases 1 to 1266 code for a protein of 421 amino acids. The record is from RefSeq and is a predicted model, not a curated record. Gene Ontology annotation, molecular function: heme binding; heme transmembrane transporter activity. Gene Ontology annotation, cellular component: membrane. Gene Ontology annotation, biological process: heme export; transmembrane transport. The transcript is spliced from 8 exons. NCBI's taxonomy places the organism in Eukaryota, Metazoa, Arthropoda, Insecta, Psocodea, Pediculidae.